Molecule: messenger RNA, 225 nt
Organism: Opisthorchis viverrini
Lineage: Eukaryota; Metazoa; Platyhelminthes; Trematoda; Opisthorchiida; Opisthorchiidae
Exons: 1
Coding region: 1-225 (74 amino acids)
Source: RefSeq, a predicted model, not a curated record
AUGCAAGAGCUCCAGGGCCACAUGCAGUUGCACGGAGCGGAAGGUUUGGAUGUUACCACAAGGAAAUACGACGGGGUCACUGAAUUAUGCAAACGUCUUAGUACCUCGCAAACAGAAGGACUAUUCAACAAAGAACUGACGCAGAGGGGAGAAGUCUUUGGGGCCAACGUCAUUCCACCAACUCCCCCCAAAACAUUUCUACAACUCAGGUGGGCAGCACUCUAA